GAGAGUUUGUGGUUUUCAACAAUGGCAGCGAUAUCUCUACUCAGCAGUCAAUGUGUGCUAUUUUUUGAAUUCUCUAGCUAUAUAAGAAGCAGACACGUACCACAUACGUACUAUUACUGUCUGAACUAUGACUUUAGAUAUCAUAUACCUUAAAGUCGUUGUUGCAGUGGUAUUUCUACCAUUGUUUGCACGGGGCUUCUUAAUGGAUGGCAAUAUUACUACAAAUUCACCAGCUGUAGGGAUUACUACAGACUCUGUGAAGAAAAAUGGAACAACGAAAUUAGUCGAUGCAGGUAUAAAUGUUCCAACAAGAAUGCCAGCCAUUGUAAAUGGGGGUCAUACACCCAGCACGAUAGCUACAGUUCCUGUGAAUGUGCCGGUGACAUUAUACACACAUAGCCCGUCUACGAUAGCACCAAUUGUAUGUGAAGAUACAAUAGAUUCCUGCAGUCAAUACGGAAGAACACCAUGCACCGAGAAGAUUUACGAGGCCUGGGCAAAAGCACACUGUGCUCUACAUUGUGGAUUUUGUGCACCACCAAUUCCAGCGAACCAGUUUUGUAAGAAUAAACUAUCAAACUGUGCCGAAUACGAUUCUGGUAAUCUUUGUUCUGAUGACACAUUUUACACAUGGGCGUAUGACAACUGCAAAGGAUAUUGCAAAUUUGAUAUCUGUAAUGAUAGUUGGUGUGAAGACAGUAAAGGUGCAAACUGCCCACUUCUUGACUCAGCACUCAACCUUUGCUCAGACAUUCCAAAAGCUAAAAGCAUCUGUAGGAAAUACUGCAAUCUAUGCAAUGUCACUGACGGAAAGUGGUGUUCAUGGGGUCCUUGGAACAGCUGUGACGUCACAUGCGGGAAUGGAACUCGAACAAGAACAAGACAAUGCGCUUGUCCUAUGCCUCAAAAUGGAGGCAGUGAUUGUGUUGGUGAUUACGAAAACUCAGUGACGUGUUCACUAGACCGCUGUCCAGUGCAUGGUGGCUGGAGCACGUGGUCUGACUGGGGUACCUGCAGUACAUCUUGUGGGAUAGGAUUAAGAAGACGAGACAGGCACUGUAAUAAUCCCUACCCAUCAUUGUAUGGAGAUCACUGUUUCGGUGAAAACAUAAACUAUGAUGUUUGUGCGGAUGAUAUGUGCACAAGCGGUAAAUGGACAGAAUGGGGAGAAUGGGAUGCCUGUAGUGUAACAUGUGACGUUGGUCUGAGAAGAAGAGAACGUAACUGCACUGUGUCAAAUGUACUUCUUCAAACAUGCACCGGAGAUUCGUUUGAAAUUGAAAUAUGUACUACCACUGCCUGUCCAGCAUAUGUACGCUUAGUAAAUGGAACACAUAGGUACGAAGGAAGACUGGAAGUGAAGCACAAUGGAGAAUGGGGAACUGUCUGUGAUGAUGGAUUUGGCAAAGAAGAAGCUCGAGUAGUUUGCAGAAUGUUAAACUUACCUUGGAGUGGUGCACACGUUUACUCUAGAGCACAGUUUGGACGAGGGUCAUUGCCAAUGCUAUUGGACGACGUAGUGUGUACCGGCUCGGAGAUGAACCUGAUUGAUUGUUCCCAUCGAUCUUGGGGUACAAAUAAUUGUAGUCAAGCCGAGAAUGUUGGAGUAUCGUGUCAGCCAUAUCUGCACAUUCGUCUUGUUGGAGGCAGCACUUCCCACAGAGGACGCGUGGAGGUGUCUAUAGACGGUAGCAAUUGGGGUACAGUGUGUGACGAUGGAUUCAAUAACAACGCCGCUAAAGUUGUGUGCAGAAUGUUAGGCUAUCCAACAUCAAAUGCACGAUAUAACACCAGCAUCAGUCAAGGCACUGGACCAACAUAUCUUGAUCAAGUCGUUUGUACUGGCUCAGAGACAUCCUUGCUCUUGUGUAAACACAACUUAUGGGGUGAUGAAGACUGUGGUCACAAUGAAGAUGUCGGAGUUGUGUGUGCUUAAAAACUGACAUACAAUUUUAAUUUCAUUUUAAUUCAAUUAUUACUGAUUUAUCAAAAAAGAAGCAUUGCUCCCUAAAAUAACUUGUUUUUAAUGAUAUUGCGCUAACACUUACAUUUAUAUAUUCAUGAUAACAGUACUUUACAUUUUAUUUAAACUUUACUGACAAGUUGAUAUACAAAACAAAUUUGUUAACAAAGUCAUAUAAUCGGAAGACAUUACACUCGCAAGUUACUAUAUUGUAUUCUCGUAAUAGAUGAUUUUCUCUCGGUUCGUUCUUUAGUUUCGGAAGUAAGAUUUCGCGCAUGCGUACUCUACGUAGGACAAAAAGACAUGACCACAGAAUGUGAACUACAUUAAAGUUAUAUCAAAUUUCAAUCAGUUGGGUCAAUAUGACUCUGUAUUGUAAUAUAUUAUCUACGGAAAGUGUAACAUCCCAACUCUUAAAGACCUUAAACUAAUAAAGA
Mercenaria mercenaria is the source of this 2400-nucleotide messenger RNA. RefSeq names its product neurotrypsin-like. The transcript is spliced from 16 exons. Bases 128 to 1936 code for a protein of 602 amino acids. Gene Ontology annotation, cellular component: membrane. The record is from RefSeq and is a predicted model, not a curated record. NCBI's taxonomy places the organism in Eukaryota, Metazoa, Mollusca, Bivalvia, Venerida, Veneridae.